AUGUGCUGAGGCUAGAGUAGCCACCAUUUUGCAUGUCUAGUGUGUUCCUCCCUCCAUUGCUAAUAGAGACGAUUCCAGUUCUUUUCUGGCAUCAUUACGGCUCAGAAUGCCAGCUCCGAUCAGACUGCGGGAGCUGAUCCGGACCAUCCGGACGGCACGGACCCAGGCAGAGGAGCGAGAGAUGAUCCAGAAAGAGUGUGCUGCUAUCCGCUCGUCUUUCAGAGAGGAAGACAACACAUACCGUUGCAGAAAUGUGGCAAAGUUACUUUAUAUGCACAUGUUGGGCUACCCAGCCCACUUUGGGCAGCUGGAGUGUCUGAAGCUGAUUGCAUCCCAAAAGUUCACUGACAAACGGAUAGGUUAUUUGGGAGCUAUGCUUCUUCUGGACGAGAGACAGGACGUUCAUUUACUAAUGACAAAUUGCAUUAAAAAUGAUUUGAAUCACAGCACACAGUACGUCCAAGGCCUGGCUUUGUGCACUUUAGGCUGCAUGGGGUCCUCAGAAAUGUGUCGUGACCUGGCGGGGGAGGUAGAGAAGCUGCUUAAAACAUCCAACUCAUACUUGAGGAAAAAGGCAGCAUUGUGUGCAGUCCAUGUCAUCAGGAAGGUCCCAGAGCUCAUGGAAAUGUUUCUUCCAGCCACAAAAAACCUGCUGAGUGAGAAGAACCACGGUGUUCUGCAUACAUCUGUCGUCCUCCUUACUGAGAUGUGUGAAAGAAGUCCUGAUAUGCUGGCCCACUUCAGAAAGAAUGAGAAGCUGGUUCCACAGUUGGUGAGGAUCCUCAAGAACCUAAUAAUGUCUGGAUAUUCUCCUGAACAUGAUGUGUCGGGCAUAAGCGACCCUUUCCUGCAGGUGCGGAUAUUGAGACUACUGAGAAUUUUAGGCAAGAAUGAUGAUGACUCCAGUGAAGCAAUGAAUGACAUUCUCGCACAGGUUGCAACAAACACAGAGACGAGUAAAAAUGUAGGUAAUGCAAUCCUGUAUGAGACUGUACUGACCAUAAUGGACAUCAAGUCUGAAAGUGGACUGAGGGUUUUGGCCAUUAACAUACUAGGUCGCUUCCUUCUUAACAAUGACAAAAAUAUAAGAUAUGUGGCAUUGACAUCUCUACUAAAGACGGUACAAACAGACCACAAUGCGGUGCAGAGGCAUCGGAGCACCAUUGUGGAUUGUUUAAAAGAUCUGGAUGUCUCCAUUAAGAGACGUGCGAUGGAGCUGAGUUUUGCCCUCGUGAACGGCAACAACAUCAGAGGCAUGAUGAAGGAGCUGCUCUACUUUCUGGACUCCUGUGACCCAGAAUUCAAGGCAGACUGUGCAUCAGGAGUGUUUCUAGCUGCUGAGAAAUAUGCUCCUUCGAAAAGAUGGCACAUAGACACCAUUAUGAGAGUACUCACAACGGCAGGGAGCUACGUGCGAGACGACUCUGUUCCCAACCUGAUCCAGCUCAUCACAAACUCUGUGGAGAUGCACGCGUAUACAGUUCAGAGACUUUACAAAGCACUGCUGGACGACAUUUCACAGCAACCUCUUGUGCAGGUUGCGUCAUGGUGCAUAGGAGAAUAUGGAGACCUCCUGGUGUCAGGGCAGUGUGAGGAAGAGGAGCCCAUCCAGGUGACUGAGGAUGAAGUUCUGGAUGUAUUGGAAGGUCUUCUGGUGUCCAAUCUGUCCACGCCUGUGACCCGCGGCUAUUCCCUCACCGCCAUCAUGAAGCUGUCGACUCGUUUCAGCAGCGUGAACCGAAUCAAAAAGGUGGUUUCAAUAUACGGGAGUAGCAUUGAUGUGGAGCUUCAGCAGAGAGCCGUGGAGUACAACGCACUUUUCAAGAAAUACGACCACAUGAGACCCGCUCUUCUUGAACGUAUGCCUAUUAUGGAGAAGACGGCCUCUAAUGGUCCCACAGAAAUCGUACAGACAAACGGAGAGACUGAGCCAUCUACGGUGGAGGCAAAACAUCCACCGCCUGUUACCCAACCAACAAACCAAGCUAAUGAUUUGUUAGACCUGCUGGGUGGAAAUGAUGUGGUGCCGGUAAUCCAGACUACGAUUCCCACAAAGCCUGCAUCAGCUGGAGGAGAGCUGCUUGACCUCCUGGGCGACCUCUCACUAAGUGGUGGUCCGGCGCCUGCACCCGCUCCCUCAGUGCCCACUUCCCAGCCACCUUUCCUGCUGGACGGGCUCACUUCACAACCCCUGUUCAAUGACAUCGCAGCUGCAGGUAUUCCUUCCAUGACUGCAUACAACAAGAAUGGUCUAAAAAUAGACUUCACAUUUGAGAGAGCUAACCCCAACCCAAACAUCGCAGUCAUCACCAUCCACGCCACCAACUCAACAGAGGCUGAAAUGACCGACUUUGUUUUUCAGGCUGCAGUACCAAAGACAUUCCAGCUGCAGCUCCUUUCCCCCAGCAGUAACGUCGUCCCAGCUCUCAACCAGGGAACUGUAACACAGGUCAUCAGAGUUCUCAACCCACAGAAGCAACAACUACGAAUGAGGAUCAAACUAACCUACACCCACAAAGGCUCGGCCGUGCAGGACCUGGCAGAGGUUAAUAACUUCCCACCGCAGUCGUGGCAGUGAUGACCGGCUCCUGCUGCCUCCAAAAAGCCCCACCAAGGGAACUAUGAAAACCUUUUUUUUUUUUUUUUUUUCCCCUUCUCCCACACGUUUGCCUCCCACCUUUUCUUCCAAUGGACCGCCCUGUGACAUCACUGCAGAUCGCUGCCCUCGAGUUGCAUGGGAAGCAGCAGAGCAUCAACCACAGGAGGAUAGAGCAGAUGUUAUGAAGACCCUGUUGGCAUUACAAGAGGAAUUGGGGAAAAAACAUAUCAAUCAUUGAACUUUCUCUUUUCGCUCUUAAUUGAUCUCUUAGUAUGCUGAUGUAUUUUUCUCACACCCCUCUGUCACCACACCCAGAAGGAUUCAUGCGCACCGUCCACUGUGGCACACUUUACCUCUGAAAAAGUGUUGCCCCCUUUGGGCUCUUUCUUUUUUUUUUUUUUAAUCCUAAAAUGCAGUUUGAGGCAUUUGCUCCCUUGAUCGGUAGGAUUGGCUUUGCUUUCACAAACCAUCAUCCCUAUGAUGGCAGCAGAAAAAACUUUGUAAACUUUUUCUUUCUCCACACUGUCAACAAUAUAACUUCAGAGUUGUAUUCAUUCUGAAUUACAUUAAUUUGCUAAAUGCAUGUGUGCUGGGGUCACAAUCACAUCUGGACUUUAAGCUCCGAGGGGGGAUUUUCUGAUUCUGUUUGUAGGCCACUUCAUCCAACUCUGUUUCUGGGUUCAGAACAUUUCCCCUCAUCCAACACCUCAUCUGUAGGGAAUCGACAGCUUGUAGAUCUGUACAAAACAGCAAGUUUGAUGUACUGCAGUGAAUACGUUAUCGCUCUGAAACUUACCUGAAAACAAGUUGCGUUUGUGUGAGAGAGAGAUCUGCAUUUUAAACUUUUCCUGCAUCUGUGUCAUCAGCCAGGAUUGCAUUUUGACUUCUAUUUCUGAUUUGUUUAACCUGAUUGAACUUGGUCACCAUGCUCACACAUGUAAAUGAAGCUUGUCAUGAAUGUAGUAACUUGCACUGAAUGCUUUUCUUUCCCCUCUCUUAAUUCUUCUUUCCAAGUUUUUAUUUUUUAUUUUUAUUUUGUCGGGGAUGCUCCUCUUAUCGGCACUGAUUUUGUGAGAGUUUGUUUUGUUUCUGCAGUAAUUAUGCCUGAUAUCAAAGUGAUGUGCCUUUCUGACUUAGCUGAGUUAAAAUAAAAUAAAGUGAGCGUCGUCUGUCGCUCUUGAUGGAUUUCAACUAAAAUACCACUAACCUGAGCAACAAUUUUAGUCCAGGAAUUUGUAAAUUAUAGUAAAAUAUUUCAAAUUAUAUCUUGAUUUUCUCAGAUUUCUAAUAAAAACGAGAGUCGAUCAUAUUUAAAUCCUAUAAUUAAAACAAAGUUAAUGGCAGCUAAUGUGUGUAAACGUUGACAAGCUGGCGUCGGGUUAUUUUUCAAAUCCUCCCCAAAAUCCAUCAAGCAACAGAGACUGAAUUAUUAGUCAGAGCUAACGUAACUUUUUUUUGAAGCCGCCUUCACUCUCGUCAGAAGCAUACCGUCAUCGGGGAUAGGAACCUUAAUACCUCACACUGUUUUCUUUCUGUUAACUUUAGUGGCAGGACAUCGGCAGCUUUUGUUUAGUCACCAAAUGCAACAGAGGGGGAGUGUCUGCAUGAAGAAAACUAACAGUAGUCUGUGCAUCUCAUUACUGAACUCACAGCCUCACUAUGAUCCGCCGAUAUAACUCCUCUCACUAUGCUUCACUAUCUUUUAACUUCUGUGACCAAAUCAGAGAUCUACUAUUAGCUUUGGAAAUAUUUUUGAGCUCAUGAUAUGUGUAUAUGGAGAAAUCUUUUUUCUGCUGAACGUUUUUCUUCUGUUUGUUGAUGAAUGCUAUAUUGGCUUUUUUUCUGUACAUACUGAGGGCUUUUACAAAUGUUUGUCUACUGUACUAUCUUUCAUCCUUUUUUUAGAUAUCAUUUUCUAAACAAAAUUCCAACUACUCACAAUGUACAUUGUCUAAAUAGAUUUAGUCGGUCUAUAAUGAGACAAGUAUGUAUCAUCACUCAUUCAUUGUAAAAGAUUUAUGAUCUGCCUGUACAUUGUAUAUAGUUGUAAAACAAAAACGCUGAUCAGAUUAAAUAAAAUCCACAUAAAAGAUUA
Xiphophorus hellerii (green swordtail) is the source of this 4694-nucleotide messenger RNA. RefSeq names its product adaptor related protein complex 1 subunit gamma 1 (gene ap1g1). The coding region runs from base 107 to 2578 and encodes 823 amino acids. Gene Ontology annotation, biological process: intracellular protein transport; vesicle-mediated transport. The record is from RefSeq and is a predicted model, not a curated record. Gene Ontology annotation, cellular component: AP-1 adaptor complex; Golgi apparatus; membrane coat. Lineage: Eukaryota; Metazoa; Chordata; Actinopteri; Cyprinodontiformes; Poeciliidae. The transcript has 24 exons.